CUGCUCUCUCCUCCCGCGCUUAAAGAGACGACAAACCAGGCAGACCAGUCCAGACCAGAAAUGGCCCACCACCGGACCGGGACGACACUGGAGAAAAAUGACGAGGUCCAUUCAUCGGAUUUGGAGUCGUCUCCAGAUCACGGGUGCAAUAUCCAGAAGAGACAUGUACGUGUCACCGUGAAGUACAACAGGAAGGAGCUGCAGAGGCGGCUGGACGUGGAGAAGUGGAUCGAGGAGAGCCUGGACCGGCUCUAUUCGGGUCAGGAGGCUGACAUGCCAGAGGAGGUGAACAUUGAUGACUUGAUUGACCUGCCUAACGUUGACCAGAGGGUCAAAAAGUUACAGGAGCUUCUUCGAAAGUGCAGUAAAAACACAGAGGACUUCAUCAGACAGCUGGUGGAGAAGCUGGAGGGAGUUCCCAAGCAGGACGAGCUGCAGAGCGAAGGCAUUGAGCAUCCUGUCAUCUGUCACAGCCACUACCGCCACGAGCCCUACCACUUCAACAACCCACAGCACCACCUCCACCACACUCGAGACCAUAACCAGGCCCUCUGACAGCC
This is a messenger RNA of Seriola dumerili (greater amberjack), 560 nucleotides long. RefSeq names its product protein phosphatase 1 regulatory subunit 14A-like (gene ppp1r14aa). Gene Ontology annotation, biological process: regulation of phosphorylation. The transcript has 4 exons. NCBI's taxonomy places the organism in Eukaryota, Metazoa, Chordata, Actinopteri, Carangiformes, Carangidae. Gene Ontology annotation, molecular function: protein serine/threonine phosphatase inhibitor activity. Bases 61 to 555 code for a protein of 164 amino acids. Gene Ontology annotation, cellular component: cytoplasm. The record is from RefSeq and is a predicted model, not a curated record.